Molecule: messenger RNA, 1308 nt
Organism: Danio aesculapii
Lineage: Eukaryota; Metazoa; Chordata; Actinopteri; Cypriniformes; Danionidae
Product: galactose-3-O-sulfotransferase 3
Exons: 3
Coding region: 19-1308 (429 amino acids)
Biological process (GO): glycolipid biosynthetic process
Cellular component (GO): membrane
Molecular function (GO): galactosylceramide sulfotransferase activity
Source: RefSeq, a predicted model, not a curated record
UGGGUUCAGACUGGGGAAAUGCGCUGGUUAUGGAGACACAGAGUGACGGCUUUACUGGCGGUGCUGGUGAUCUUACUGCUGCUGACGCUACUGGCCACACACUCACUGCACAACAACAGAACUCACGAACAGAGACCGACGGCGGACAGAAGAAACCAGAGAAGAUCUGCGGAGAAACACACACACACUCCUCCGCACACACAGCAUCCACUAAAACCCACACACGCUCCUCCACACACACCGCAUCCCCCCAGGAGAGCACACCCACCCGUGGUCUUCCUGAAAACACACCGCACCGGCAGCAGCUCCGUGCAGAAUAUACUGUUUCGACUCGGGGAAAGAGAGAGCGCCACCUUCGCCUUUCCCUCUCGCACUUACCAGUUCAACUACCCACACAGAUUCAGAGCGUCAUCAGUGGACGAGCUGCCUGAGGGUUCAUCUCAGUUUGACCUGCUGUGCAGUCAUAUGCGUUUGGACCUGCGGCAGGUGAGGAAGGUGAUGCCCCAGAACACAGUCUUCAUCACACUGCUGCGAGACCCAAUCAAAACCUUCGAAUCAGUCUUCAGAUACCACACCUCCACAGUUCCAGCAUUCCUCAGCGCACACCGAGCCUCCAGCAACAUGGGCAAACCUGCACUCUCAGUCUUCCUGGAGUCUCCGGAGACCUUCUGGGACCCAAUGGAGCCGUGGAACGGUCUUGCCAAAAAUCCCAUGAGCUUCGACAUGGGGCUGAACAAUCAGAAGUGGAACAGCUCCUGGCCUGAAGACCUGGCGCAACUGGAGGAGGCGUUUCACCUGGUGAUGAUCGCUGAACACUUUGACGAGUCGCUAAUUCUCCUGGGAUCUCUUCUCGGACUUGAUUACGAAGAUUUGGCUUAUCUUCGACUCAAUUCUCGUGCUAGCAACAGCAAAACAGAGCUAACUGAGAAUAUUCAAGCGAAACUGCGAUCCUGGAACGUCCUGGACACGCUUCUCUAUGACUUCUUCGUGCAGGUUUUCUGGGAGAAGGCGGCUCAGUUUGGGAUGGAGAGGUUGAAAGCGGAGACUGCACGUCUUCGGGAAUCUACAGAGAGUAUUCUGCGGAAAUGUGUCUCGAGGGCUGCAGUGCCCCCUGGUGAGCUGGAGGACCUGCUGCGACCGUGGCAGACGGAGACGGUCACCAUUGUGGGAUAUGAGGUAAAGGGAAAUCUCUCGCUGCAGGAUCAGGGCUUCUGCGUGCGGAUGAUGUUGCCUGAGCUUCAGUAUCACUCGCACUUGUAUUUCAGGCAAUACGGGAGAGAUAUGAGAGCCGCUUCAGCUGAACUCUGA